Labrus mixtus (cuckoo wrasse) is the source of this 2767-nucleotide messenger RNA. It is a transcript of the gene aspnat, whose product is annotated as N-acetyltransferase 8-like. The transcript is spliced from 3 exons. Gene Ontology annotation, molecular function: L-aspartate N-acetyltransferase activity. The coding region runs from base 51 to 887 and encodes 278 amino acids. NCBI's taxonomy places the organism in Eukaryota, Metazoa, Chordata, Actinopteri, Labriformes, Labridae. Gene Ontology annotation, cellular component: mitochondrial membrane. The record is from RefSeq and is a predicted model, not a curated record.
CCGUUUUUUUUUUCUUCCGAACUGUAGUUGUUUUUUCCGCGGCCAGGUGCAUGCAUUGUUCGUCUCCCAAAAUGGUUUGCGAGACUAAAAUUGUUGCGGACGAGCACGACGCUAUACCUGGGACCAAAAAAGAGUCGAUCAUGUGGAGCUCCCCUCCGUCCAGCGCGGCUGUGAACGCGGCCGAGGCCCGGGAUGUGGGGAAAGACGCGGUGUUUAUCCGCGAGUUCGAGCGCGGGGACCAGGAGGAGGUGCGGCGCAUUUUUUACGAGGGCAUUAUGGAGAGGAUACCCAACACUGCGUUCAGGGGGCUCAGACAGCAGCCCAAGACUCAGUUUUUAUAUGCUCUUCUGACAGUAAUGUGCUUUUACGUGACCAAAUCCGUCACGCUGACCUGCUGUGCGCCUCUGUUUCUGGUGGGCGCGCGCUACUACUACAGCAGGACGGUUAUCCAGAGUUAUCUGGACUGUGCUCUGAACACGGACAUGGCUGACAUAGAGGCCUAUUACAUGACACCCACAGGCUCCUGUUUCUGGGUGGCGUUGCUGGACGGACGCGUGGUGGGGAUAGUGGCGGCGAAAGGACGCGAGGACGACAACACGGUCGAGUUGCGGCGCAUGUCAGUGGACUCCCACUACCGCGGCAAAGGCAUCGCAAAGGCCCUGGGUCGUCGCGUCCUCGAGUUUGCCCUGCGCAACAACUACGCCGCCGUGGUCCUGGGCACGACAGCCGUCAAGUUGGCCGCCCACAAGCUGUACGAGUCGCUGGGCUUCCGCCGAACGGGCCAGAGCGAGGAUUACAGGCUUCCCGGGAUGAGCCGCUCGCCGCUGGAGAGGCUCUUUUUCCAGAUCCGCUACAGCCGCUACCGCCUGCAGCUCCGUGAGGAGUGAUAGGUGACAGAGAGAGGGAGAGAGAGAGAUGGAGAGGGGGGAGAUGGAGAUGAUGAAAGAGAGGGACAGAGAGAGAGAGAGAGAGCAACGACCCUCCGUCACCUGAGAGCCUCGACCGCUUCCUCUCCUCUGACAGCUUUUAUUUAUUUUGUGUCAUUAGAGAUAACUUUGAGUACUUAACACUUCUACUUCAUAUUUAAAGUCACUAACGUCUUCAUUACUAUUAUGCUUUUGUUGCUGUUGUUUUUGUAUUAUACUUUUACAUUUUAAAUGAGACUUUGUUUCUUUAUCUCGGUUUUUUAAGCUAUUUUUUGGUACCUUUACCCCUCCCUUUUCAUUGUGUGAGAAAAUCAGCUUUUAUAUACCACAUCCAACUAGCACCCCGACAAGGCACCCUCCCAGGCCCCUUUAGUUUCAUGACCACGUCCCUGAUCAAUACUCCCCUUCAUUACUCCCCAAUGCCUUCAAUGCCCCUCCCCCAUUACUUCUAGCCUUACCCCUCCCUCCCACAUUCCCCUGAUUUCCCCACAGCAAAAAAAAAAAAAAUUCAACAGACGGGCUUAGAUGUGCAAGAAGACAUUUGCAUCUUUUUUGAGUGGGGGUGGACGGAGCAAUGGAUGGGUUGGGAGGGGCAAAUAUGGCUUUCUUGAGAUCAAAACACACAAAACCUUUUCAGGGAGCCUGUGGUACACACUCUCUUUCAGAAUACUUCUACAAUAUCGCUUCUUUUGUGUGCAAUUUAGGCUGCACACUCACAAAAAAAAACCAAGUAAUUUGGCUGAUUUCCAGUCUCUCAAGACACCAUAUUGAAGCACAGCGAGAGUGUGUAACUGACCCCCACAGUGAGAGAGAAGGAUGGCAGGAUUGUUACCGGAAUAUGUGCUGUGUUUCCCGCAUCCUGGAUGGAUAUGAAUCAACACAGUGCAUCUUCUCUCAUAACCCUGCUCUUCUUCGUCCGCACUGAUUAUCUGAUUGGAUCUCUCCCUGCCAUUCUAUUGUUUCCUAUCCUCAGUUUAUUGCUGCCUUUCUGCUCUCUGAAGCUGAGGAGAGGGUCUCUGAUUGGUUGAGGUGACAGGAGGGAGGAACUUUCUCGCUGACAGAUCCCGAGAAACAAUAUAGCUGCAUGUCAGAGCUUGUGUCUGUGUGUGAGUGUGUGUUUGUGUGUGUGUGUGUGUGACUGUUCAGAGUGUGUUUUUGUGUGUGUUGAAGCCAUGGUCCAACAUAAGACCAUGCCGCUUCUGUGUUUGAUGAACAACUAACCUUUUUUAUUUUUGCGUGAAAAGAUACGCACUUUUCUUGCUACGAGUCAAGUAUUAUCUGACAAAACAUUACUACUUUCUAUAUGUACUAAAUAUUUGUUUACUGAUCGAGGAAAUAUAAAUUCUAUAAUUUUCCGUGUGUUUACUAUUUGACUGAUAAUUAGUAAUUUUGUAAAAACAUAUUACCCCAUUGUAAUAUGCAAAUUUUACUGUCCAAAGUAUGGCCAACACAAAGUAGCCGCAGUCGACACGACACAUAUUUAAUCCAGGUUAUUGGUGGUCAAUUUGGGUAAAACAUAUGAGCAAUACUUGCAAACCUACAGUACAUAACUGAGCACAAACAGCAACUCAUUAUUUAAACAAAUGUAUUGGCAUGAGUGUUCCUCCUACAUGUAUUUAUAUCGUGUAUACAGCUGAAAACUCAUGUAGCGAACUAAAGUUUCUCCCAUAACACUCCUCUCCAUCUCUAUCCUCGUAUCAUUCAACCAGCAGUAGAUUCAGCCAUUCACCAUUCUGAGCCUAAGUUGUGUCGUCACGAGUCAUCAUUUGUAAAAAGUGAAAUGCAAAAAAAAAAAUCAAAUAAUAAAAAAAAUUAGAUAAAAAAAAAAAAAAAAAAAAGAA